AUGAACUUUGUUUUAUACAUACAACGGAUGCUUAGAUUACAUGAGGAGAAUAUAAAAGCUAGUGUUGUUCUUCUUGAAACUCAUGUAGAAGAUGGGAACUAUCCUUUCCUCGAGCUAUCGUCGCGUGAUACUCUCACUGUUAGUCGAACUAUGAAGAGCUUCUUGAAUAAGAACAAUGCAGGCAUCACUGCAGGAGGAGCCAAUGGUUAUCUUUACAAAGAAGCUGACAAGUCCUGCAAAGUGAUAUUAGGUGCUCUCCCCUGGAAAUUGCAGCAGCCUCACAGGUGCAUGCAUUACGGAUUUGUUUCUGAUUCUAGUUCUAGGUACUGUACUUGUUCUGUUCGCUCUGACCGUGUUUGGUUUUCAUUAGUAGAGCCAAGUCGUGAUUAUCCUGAGGGUUUGUAAUUACAAAGUUGGGAUUUAGGAGUCUGUUU
This is a messenger RNA of Eruca vesicaria subsp. sativa (arugula), 434 nucleotides long. Lineage: Eukaryota; Viridiplantae; Streptophyta; Magnoliopsida; Brassicales; Brassicaceae. The record is from the annotation of a GenBank genome assembly.